AUGCGGUCCACCUCAACUCAAAAUUCAAAUUCCCGCCGUCCUGCCGCGUGCUUCGAAUUAUUUGGAGCACCACGGGCAGCACUUCUCACCGUCUCAAUGCAAAUUCUGACGAUGCUUCUCGAAGUUUCUGUCUAUUUUAUUCUGGAAUCGAAGGGAUAUUUUGUGACGAAUGAAAUAUUCCGAAUGGUGAUCCUCCCUGUGGCAACUGUCUACAUUGGAGGUGCAGUUUUGGCGGCGUUUGGAAUAUUUUUGAAGAAGAAAUUGCUGAUUACAAUCCAUACGACUAUCACAAUGACUCUGAUGCUUCUGACGGAUAUUCUCGCGGUUUCGAUUAUUUUAUUGAUGGCGAUUGGGAAGAGAUCCACAUAUUUGAACGAGUUGCCAGGACAGUUUGUGAAUGAGAGAAAGUUUUAUAGCGUUCUCGGUCCAUUCUGGAUGUACCUCGGAGCCAUUUCCCUUCAUAUUACUGUAGCCGUGAAUAUGGCAUUCUUGCAACCACUCAACGAGUUCUCGUCGUCUGUUGAUGGGAAUGAUGAAACCGAGAUGGCCAAGAAUUCGGAAAUCCCACCAAACUAUUCGAAUGAGAAACAGGAAUUAUCAUAA
Molecule: messenger RNA, 603 nt
Organism: Caenorhabditis remanei
Lineage: Eukaryota; Metazoa; Nematoda; Chromadorea; Rhabditida; Rhabditidae
Exons: 3
Coding region: 1-603 (200 amino acids)
Source: RefSeq, a predicted model, not a curated record